AAGAAGAAAGUAGCUCUCCGAUCCUUCCUGCUGCACACUAACCACAACUAAGCUGCUAACAUGGACUAAAAAAAAGGACAGUGACACUUUGUCCAGGUUACUUUGACCAAUGUUCACGGUGAGGUGCAUUUUGGCAACAUCUGCAAAGUUUUUGGCCUCUCUGCCAGCCUGGAGACAUCAGAUCAAGCUGCAAAACAGCUUCUGCACACUGGACAUAAUACCAACCUCUUCUCCAUGCAGGAUGUCGACUUCACCUCACCCAGUGGCUGCAGUGUGUCAGCUGACAGUCACCCCGAACAAAGAGGCCAACUUCUCUGCCUGUAAACAGCUGGUGGAUGAAGCCAAGGAGCGAGGGGCCAGCAUGGUCUUCCUGCCCGAGAACUUCGACUACAUCGGGUCCAGUCGAGAGGAGACAUUGUCGCUGUCUGAGAGCCUGACAGGAGACACGAUCUCACGAUACAGUCAGCUGGCCAGGAAGUUGGAAGUGUGGCUGUCUCUUGGAGGAUUUCAUGAACGGGGACAUGACUGGGAGUCUGACAGACGAAUCUACAACAGUCACAUCAUAAUUAACGAUAAAGGUGACAUCGUUUCAGUCUACAGGAAGUCCCAUUUGUUUGAUGUGGAGCUGCCAGAAAAAGGCAUAUCCCUUAAGGAAAGUGGCUUCACCAUCCCUGGACCCUCCCUCAUGCUUCCGGUCCAAACUCCCAUCGGCAAGGUCGGCCAGGGCAUCUGCUACGACCUGAGAUUCCCUGAGUUAUCUCUGGCUCUGCAAAGACAUGGGGCCGAGAUUCUGACAUACCCAUCAGCCUUCACUGUAGCAACCGGAGCUGCCCACUGGGAGGUGUUACUCCGUGCACGGGCAAUCGAGAACCAGUGUUUUGUCAUUGCGGCAGCGCAGGUCGGUCGGCACACAGAGAAGCGCUCUUCGUACGGCCACACCCUGGUGGUGGACCCCUGGGGUGAGGUGCUGGGGGACUGUGGAGGGGAGAAGCCGGGCAUGGUGCUGGUAGAGAUCAACCUGGGGAAGGUCAGCAGCACCAGAAGGAACAUGCCAGUCCAACAGCACCGCAGAGACACUGGUUUCUAUAAGAGUCUGGAGAAGACUUGACCACAAGAGAAGUGCAAAGUUCAAAGUCAGGUUGUUUAUAAUCAGAAAUGUGAUGAUGGAAACGUGAAAAGAAACAAGACAUUCUUGUCAAAUGAUGCUGUUAAUGAAUAAAUAUCAGCGCCAUGCAAACAUGGAGUAGUGGUGGCAAAAGUGGAAGUCAGCCAUCUCUUUUUUUCUGUUUUCUCUGCUUCUCUGGUUGAACCUCUGGUUGAGUCAUCUUGUCAUCUUUGCAGUAGAUAAUCUCAUUCCCGGGAAGUAAAGCUCACUCACAAUCAAGAAUAUCAGCUCUCUGACCAUGUGAGUCUGUACAUGAUGGUACUCAUACUGGUCAGUAGAUGGUGCUGUUGGGCAGUUGCUGGUAAAUUACUGAUGUAAAUUUAUCUGUUGUACGGAAUGGACAUGUAUACAUUAACCUGUAACAUUUCUGUAAUGAAAUUAAUCAGUUACUACUGAAAGAUUAUAAACUCAAACAUCUG
This is a messenger RNA of Epinephelus moara (kelp grouper), 1584 nucleotides long. RefSeq names its product nitrilase 1 (gene nit1). The record is from RefSeq and is a predicted model, not a curated record. The coding region runs from base 110 to 1108 and encodes 332 amino acids. Lineage: Eukaryota; Metazoa; Chordata; Actinopteri; Perciformes; Serranidae. Gene Ontology annotation, molecular function: hydrolase activity, acting on carbon-nitrogen (but not peptide) bonds, in linear amides. The transcript is spliced from 6 exons.